AUGCGUGCAGAGUGCAAAUUCACCUGCACCAGCGGAAAGUGCUUGUAUCUUGGUUCACUGGUCUGCAACCAACGGAACGACUGUGGGGACAACAGUGAUGAGGAGAAUUGUCUCCUGGUGACUGAACAUCCACCCCCAGGAAUCUUCAGCUCGGAGCUGGAGUUUGCUCAGAUCAUCAUCAUCAUUGUGGUGGUCACGGUGAUGGUCAUAGUUAUCGUCUGCCUGCUGAACCAUUACAAAGUCUCCACGCGAUCCUUUAUCACCCGUCCGGGUCAGAGCAGGAGGCAGGAGGAGGGGCUGCAGCCGGAAGGGUGCCUGUGGCCUUUGGAUAGCUCCGUGUCCCGGCAGGGUGUCUCAGAGAUCCUGUACGCGCCGCGGCCCCGGGACCGCUCCGCCGCGCCGGUCUUCGCACAACGCGAGCGCUUCGGCCGCUUCCAGCCCACCUUCCCCUACCUACGGCACGAGAUCGACUUGCCGCCCACCAUCUCCCUCUCGGACGGCGAGGAGCCGCCGCCCUACCAGGGGCCGUGCGCGCUGCAGCUGCGUGACCCCGAGCAGCAGCGCGAGCUCAACCGCGAGUCGGUGCGCGCACCGCCCAACCGGACAGUCUUCGACAGCGACCUGGCGGCCUGCUCCCCGUUCCGCGGAGGCCCGUGCCCGCCGAGCUGCCACUCGGGCGUCAGCGCGGCGGCCUGCGGCAGCAACGGGCACGCCGAGGGCCCGCCUCCGGCCUACAGCGAGGUCGUGGGCCACGGCCCCUGCGCCACGCAGCUGUGCGCUUCGGGCGCGGACGGGAAGCCCAAGGGCCUCGCCUGA
Loxodonta africana (African savanna elephant) is the source of this 816-nucleotide messenger RNA. It is a transcript of the gene LDLRAD4, whose product is annotated as low density lipoprotein receptor class A domain containing 4. Gene Ontology annotation, cellular component: early endosome membrane; Golgi membrane. The record is from RefSeq and is a predicted model, not a curated record. Lineage: Eukaryota; Metazoa; Chordata; Mammalia; Proboscidea; Elephantidae. The transcript is spliced from 5 exons. Gene Ontology annotation, molecular function: R-SMAD binding. Bases 1 to 816 code for a protein of 271 amino acids. Gene Ontology annotation, biological process: negative regulation of transforming growth factor beta receptor signaling pathway.